AUGGGUGCGCAGUUGAAGCUUGCUGCGUGUGUUACUGGGAUCUACGCUACAUUUUUGACCUGGUCACUGGUACAUGAGCCACUUACAACUCGAGAAUGGCCUAAUUCACAAGCUAGGUUCCAGGCACCUUGUGUGAUGGGCCUAGUUCAGGCCGCCGUCGCUGCCACGGCCGGAGCCCUGUACUUGCGGCACGCAAAAACUGGAUACAGCAUGCGAGAAUUCUGGAGGGGUAGCUACAAAGAUCUGCUGGCGAUCUCCUUUACGCAGAGCGUCUCGAGUCCCUUGGCCACCUACGCGCUGGGGUACGUGGACUUCCUGACCUACAUGCUGGCCAAGAGCUGCAAACUGAUUCCUAUUCUAGUGGUGCAUCUCAUGUUGUACCGCACCGAAAUCGCAAGGGACAAAAAAAUAGUGGCUGUGGCUGUCACCGUCGGCGUCGUGAUUUUCAACGUGGGCUCGGCAGGCCCAGCAGCCAAAGUUAGCCGAGGGGACAGUGUGAGCUUGAUCUACGGAUUUCUCCCUCUGGCCCUGAGCCUGCUACUAGACGGUUUCACCAAUGCGACCCAGGACACAAUGCUGAAACGCAAUAGGGCCCAACAGGGCAGCAAGCCCAUCACGGGCGGCCAUUUGAUGCUGGGGCUCAAUAUUUGUAUUGUGCUAUGGAAUCUCUUGUAUUUGGCGGUAUGCGACCGGCAGCAGAUUCGUGGGGCAAAGGCGCUGAUUGCCCAGGAUCCGCAUGUCGCUGCGUAUCUGCUGACCUACGCGGCAUGUGGCGCACUGGGCCAAAUCUGUAUUUUCUACACAUUGCAAAACUACGGCUCGCUGGUUCUAGUGAUGGUGACGGUGACACGAAAGAUGGUUUCGUUAAUUCUGAGCAUAGCAGUGUAUAGCCACCACGUCACUAAGCUGCAAUGGCUGGGCAUAUUUAUAGUGUUUGGUGGGAUUACCGGUGAGGCGGCUCUCAAACGUCAGACAGCUGUGAGAGAGAAGUCUGAUUGA
Molecule: messenger RNA, 999 nt
Organism: Lachancea dasiensis
Lineage: Eukaryota; Fungi; Ascomycota; Saccharomycetes; Saccharomycetales; Saccharomycetaceae
Source: the annotation of a GenBank genome assembly